CCGGAAGUCAGUACGUGUUCGUUUUUUGUGACACCCCCGGAAGCUCGCGGCGAAUAUCUCCAAAAAAAAGCCCGAAGUGGCGGUUUUCUCUUCCCAAGUGCUGCUAAAUCAGCACCAUGCUGCCCCUGUCCUCCUCCGGCUCUAACGGCUCUCUGGGCUCUCGUGACGCGGCGAGGCACACGGCGGGGGCCAAGCGUUACAAGUAUCUGAGGAGGCUCCUUCACUUCAGGCAGAUGGACUUUGAGUUCGCCCUGUGGCAGAUGUUCUACCUGUUCACGUCUCCUCAGCGGGUCUACAGAAACUUCCACUACAGGAAACAGACCAAGGACCAGUGGGCGCGCGACGACCCCGCCUUCCUCGUGCUGCUCAGCGUGUGGCUCUGCGUGUCCACAUUGGGCUUCGGUCUGGUUCUGGACAUGGGUUUUGUGGAGACUCUGAAGUUGCUGCUGUGGGUCGUGUUUGUCGACUGUAUCGGAGUCGGACUCCUCAUAUCUACACUCAUGUGGUUCGUCACAAAUAAGUACCUCCUGAAGCAGCCGAGUCGGGACUUUGACGUGGAGUGGGGCUACGCGUUCGACGUGCACCUGAACGCCUUCUACCCACUUUUAGUCAUCCUCCAUUUUCUACAGCUCCUCUUCAUCAACCAUCUGGUGGUGAUAAACUCGGACUGGUUCGUGGGAUACUUCACGGGGAACACGCUGUGGCUCAUAGCCAUCGGAUAUUAUCUUUACAUCACCUUUUUAGGAUACAACGCGCUGCCUUUCCUGAGGAACACCGUUGUUCUCCUGUAUCCGUUCGCUCUCCUCGUCCUGGUCUAUGUCCUCUCCGUGUCUCUCGGCUGGAACUUCACACGAGGACUCUGCGACUUCUACAAAUUCCGAGUGCGAUAAAAAACAAAAAACACGUCUUCGGUUUGGGUUUCCGAAAUGCUCCUCACUGCUCUGGACUGGACAGAACCUGCCGCCGCCGCCGCUGCUGUGGAGGAUUCUGUCGUUUUUGUACAUUUCUUUGUAAAUACGAUGGAGACGGUUGUAAAAUAUUAAACGUGAGAGUGACUUUGACUCAGUUGUGUUGUAAAGGCUGACGCACUUUGAAUAAACCCUUUUAUUUACAAGAAAUCUUAACGCAAUGUCAUUUUAACACAAAACAGGGACGCAAUAAAACCACAUUUUAACUCGG
Molecule: messenger RNA, 1179 nt
Organism: Boleophthalmus pectinirostris (great blue-spotted mudskipper)
Lineage: Eukaryota; Metazoa; Chordata; Actinopteri; Gobiiformes; Gobiidae
Gene: unc50
Product: unc-50 homolog (C. elegans)
Exons: 6
Coding region: 117-890 (257 amino acids)
Cellular component (GO): Golgi membrane
Source: RefSeq, a predicted model, not a curated record